Molecule: messenger RNA, 1071 nt
Organism: Trichobilharzia szidati
Lineage: Eukaryota; Metazoa; Platyhelminthes; Trematoda; Strigeidida; Schistosomatidae
Source: the annotation of a GenBank genome assembly
CACACUCAUCAGCGCUGCUUACAAUCGUGUUUUUUACAUAAGGAAUUUUAAAGCACGGAUUCUUUGUAAUGUUUAUUGCAUGGUGUUUAGUCUAUGCACUUGCUCUAUCCUCAGGUUAUGCUUAUGAUACUUCAGCCUCUACCUACUUGCUAGAACAUAGUUUACUGGAAGAUGGAGUUUUCAGCCAAUUAAAUGGAAUUACAAUCAAGUCAUCUUCUGGGGUACUAAGUUUAGUAUCUGAUGGCCAUAGUUUCACUGCGAAUGAAAAACAGCUGUUACUAGAGUCUGCUACGGCUGGCAGGCUGUAUACUAUUCGUAUGCCCAUCUCGGAAAAAGAGUUCAUCGAGUCCUCUAUCCUAGCGUGUCAACUUGUUGCUUCUAGGAUGAAACUUAAGGUAACCCUUAGUGUUAACGACGUUGGAAAUCCAAUUGCCAUACAUUUAAGUACUUCAAAAUAUGACUGUCCCCCUGAUACUUCCAUCAAUCACUUGGACCUCCCGGACAUAUCUGUGAACUUCGAAAUUCAGAAACCGAAGUUGGGAUCAAGUCCGGAGACUGCAAAAUAUCUUGAAAGACUUGAAAGGCAACGGGAAGAGAUGGCUCGCGCUGAACAGAGUGACAACCGCUCAUUUUUUGCAAAAUAUUGGACCUACAUCAUUCCAGCAGUCUUCCUAUUCAUUCUUUUCUCCAAUAUGCAAGAUCCUAAUGCAGCAGGAGGCGGAAAUACUGGAGGUGGAGGUCGACAAUAAUAACUUUUUUGUAUAAGAGGAAUUAUUAUUAUUUUCUUUUUUUUGAAAUUUUGUGCAAACCUUGUAUAGUUUUAAUAUAAUUUGUAUGCGUUUUUAAAAACAAAUGUAGAUCGUCUCCUAUUUUUUCUUAAAGUUCUGUGAAUGAUAUUUAGUAAGGCUUAGUAUGUUAGAUGGUUGGAGACAGUCGGUAGGGGGAGCCAUGGACCUAGAUUUCGUGCUAGUUGGCACUCGUCAGCUUAAAGGUUUUAAGAUCAUUUACUGAAUUCAUGCUAACUUGCUGGCCACGUUUUCUUCGUUAUAGACUUCUAAAGACGGCGGAGGC